This is a messenger RNA of Caenorhabditis elegans, 6774 nucleotides long. It is a transcript of the gene sdc-3, whose product is annotated as Zinc finger protein sdc-3. Lineage: Eukaryota; Metazoa; Nematoda; Chromadorea; Rhabditida; Rhabditidae. Gene Ontology annotation, cellular component: nucleus; chromosome. The record is from RefSeq and is marked reviewed. The coding region runs from base 113 to 6565 and encodes 2150 amino acids. The transcript has 15 exons.
AGAAAAAAAACAAGAGCCACUGGUAAAUGAGAAGUUUUGGUUUCCGGGGAUCCCGAUUCCCAAAUCACAUUUAAUCACUUCCUCUGCAUAUUUAUUCAAAAAAGCAUUAGAAAUGUCUGACGAACCACCAAUAGUGCUCCCAACUGAAGAAGAUGGCCCAUUCUCCAACUGUGUAUCGAUUGCAUUUGUCAAUGACAAGAGCAUACCCGUGGAGCUACGAAUUCGAAAAGCUAUUCGUGGAAAAGUCACGUUCACUCAGGAACUUGUAGUCGCUGCACGUAGAUUGUACCUGGAUGGAGAGUUAGAAAGACCUGAUCUCAACUACCACGUUGCCGCCGACUUCUAUGAUCCAUUUAUGAUCCCGGUACCAGAUCACCGUAAUUGGGAGUAUAACCCUUUAUAUCCUCGGGAGUGGCCUAGACUAAUUGAUAGAGAUCUCGUCCAAAAGAUCAAGAUGUCCAAUACGUACAAAAAGAACCAGGCGAGAAGGAAAAGACGACGACUAUUAAGAAUCUUCCAUAGGAAACGAGGUGGAGAGUUUUUGAACUAUUUAUGGCAUUCGAAGGAGAAUGACGUGCACUACAAACGGUAUAUGGCCGCCUAUCAAUUUCCUCUUCCAUUCGAGAAAUGUAUCAGGGAUGUAGUGAGAGAAGAGCUUAAAGAUCCCGAAACAUCAUUUUCUAAACCACCAUCAGUGGUACAUCAUUCGAAGAUUCGACCAGCCACGCCUGAUUUGUUAAAGUUGGCGAAAUAUCUUGGAAAGGAUCGGUUUUGCUUUAUUGUGACACCAUUUAAAUUUCGAUCUCAAUUCCGUUUACGUUACUACAAGAAAUCUCCAUUCAAACGUUCAAAUAUUCUUGAGAAAUGGUUAAAGUUCAAAAAAGUGAGAGAUCAAGGUGUGUUCAACAUUCGAGAUGCCGCUCGUGAAGUGAAGAAGCUACUUCAAAGGAAAAACGUCUACCAUAUGACAGACCCGCAAUGUGAGCAGGAGUUCUGGGAUGUAUACAGACUUCAAAUGCAAUGGCUGGAAGAAGACAACAUCGAGGAAAACAUCACGAUGCUUCGAGAAAAUUUAUCAAAAGUGACAGACGAGGAAUUCAAUAGAUCCGUGUAUAUUAUGAGACCAGAGAAUCGAGCAUCUAUCCACGACGACGUCACAUUCACCACCGAUGCCGAAAUCAAUCUGAAGCCAAUUGUUCUGGAACUUUUUCGAAAUAAUAUGCCACUCGAAGAUAUCAGACAGGUUAAGGAAUGUAUUGACGACAUGAUUAACUUGACUGUCUGCCAAGAACUUAUACCUCAAGUUGCUACAAUUGAGACUGUUCGUGAUUAUUCUGGAGUUGAACAACAUCGUUUAAAGUAUAUUCGCCCAGAAAAUGAGCUGGAGAUAAUGUUCCAAUUAGCUACCGUUCUUGUAAAAAACGAGAAUACUCAUGAUCAAGAAAUCACUUCUCCAAUGUUUGCACUGCUUCGAACAGAACAAUAUUUGUGGUCAAUUCCACUUCGACCAUUUCUUCGAAUGUACACUGACUGGAGGAAAACUAAACUUAAUUUCAAAAAGUUUAGAAAAUUCUCCCCGGAAUUAGUCUCCAAAGCACCAAUUGACUUAUUCAAAGUGUUCCUCACAACUAAUAUGGAUAAGAAAGGAGUUGCCACAAAAGACACGGACUGCUUUGAUUACAGGACAGCAUCUGAAAUAAAGAAGCUUUACCAUGAAGAGUUUAUCAGAGUCCGACCAAUUAUAGAACAUCAGCGUUUUCACAGAUGUUACACCUCUGUAAUUACCGAAGAGCCAUUACCAAAUCCAUUCUAUUGGGUACAUAGGGGCCAAUGGGAAAAAGUUUAUGAAUGUAAUUGGAAGCAACGGGUUAAACCGCUAGCAGGUAGAUUUUCAUGGAAGACUAAACACCCGAAUAUUUGUGAUCUACCACGACUGGAGAAGGAUGAUAAACAGGAAAUGGAGAUGUUGGCUAAGAUGAGAGAGAAGAUUCGAGAGUAUAAUAAAGAGAAAGAGAAACAUCCUUUCUACGUUUCUUCCAGUCUUCCCGAGUUCGCAAGCACAUCUGACUUUGUGAAAUUUCCCAUUUCAAACACAGGAAUAAAAUAUACUGCACCUAGAAGAAACCAGCCAAAAGUUCAACGUUCACUUGUGACUUACACAAGGUUUCGCCUCGCGGAGUUGGAAGACAAGGAUUUCUCAUUCCCAGAAGAGAAGAUGCUUGAGAAGAAUCGGCUUUUGGAAAAAUUGAACUUUGAAGAGCGACUGCAACUUGAUGCAUUGAUGUCGAAAGAUGUGAAGUACAAGCCUCGAAUGAUCCCCGAGAAGGGAUUUCUGCAGUUGCAAGAUGAAAAGUUGAUUCUAAAAAGAUUAUGUGAAAAGGAAGAUGAAUGGUCUGGAAAGCAGAAAAGACGAUUCCCAGAUCUAUACGAGCAAGCAACUCAAGAAGCGGAGCGUCUAGGUGACCCUGAUGCAAGUACCAGCGGUACCAGCAACAAGGAACUCGGCCUUCUUCCUGUCUGGAAGCACGACGAUUUUCGUGAUUUGAAAAAAAUCAAUGUUCUAGGAUCCAAAGAGUAUCCCAUCAGUAGCCCUUAUCUUAUCAAGAGAUUGCACUAUGACAUUCACCUGGAAAUAGUCAGAGAUAAACUCAAGUCAUGGAUAUACAGAACGGAAUUAUGGGAGAAGAUGAAGCCCGUCUACGAACGAUUGAAAAGGGAUAAGGAAAAGCGUGAGAAAGAGUGGCAUGAGAUGAGAGCUGCACAAAGGGCACAGAAAGAGAAAGAGGAAGAAGAUCAGCGUCGCAUGGAUAUGGGUAUAGAGCAUGGUCAGGAAAGUUUAUUGAAAAGCAUUACCCCAGAAGUGGAGCAACAAAUACUACUCCCCAUAUCCAGAGAAAAUAGUUUUGAAGAAAUGCUUCCAGCUCCGCAAGAAGCAUAUGAUGAAGAUCUUGAUCAAGAUAUAGACAUUCAUUUCGACGGUGCUGAAUCAGUAUGUACUGGAAUUCGUCUUGACUCGGAAGAUCGUGAGCUUGUGGACUCUCCUGAUCAAGUUGAGAAUGAGGAGCCAGAGAGAGUUGAAGCAGUAACUGAGAAUAUUCGACAAGAAAUGUCGGACGCAGAAAUGAGAGAUCUGAUGAGGAAGAAACGAGAACAAUACUCUAUGCUUUUCCCAAAUGUACCACAGCCAUUCCAACCGUUGAAUCGAUUUGACGUGACGGCUCCCGGAGCAGGAAUCGUUCCCCCGUAUGAUGAAGCACCCGAUUUUGAUCUGUCCGCUUACUUGGAAGAGGAUCAUGUGAGGAUUCCAACAUUGUCGACAGUAGAGAUAAAUUCACUUUUAAAAGAUCAGGAUUUAGUUGAGGAGCAAGAAAUAGUUGAAGAAGAAGAAACACCACUUGUUGUGGAAGAGCCUGAUAUUCCUGCGGCUCCUGUUCUAUCGGCCGAAGAGAAAGCGUCAAGGAUUUCUCGCGAGAUGUCUGCACUUCGGAAACUUCCUGAUGCAGCUUUCAACUAUGCAAGUGAUAGAGAUGGCGUUGUAGUGGAAGAAGUGGAAACAAUAGAAGAGAUUCAAGAAAUCUAUAAUGAUAAAUUGGAGAAGAUGAUCGCAGCUCGGCUAGGAAGUAUAGCUCAAGGCGCCAACAUCGAAAGAUUAUCUGAAGAUCAACUUCUCGGGGAUCAAGGUUCAGAAGAUAUUUCUUUUGAAGAGAUUCAGGUUGACUUGCUGUUGGAAAGUGGUGUUGAGGUGCAAGUAAAUCAGUCGGUUACAAUUUCAAGAUCUUCUACUUCGUUCGAAUCACUUCUCGUAGAAGAUCCGGAAGAACACCCAGAACAGCUUCCGGUGUCAGCUUCAGAAAAAGCUAACAAUCAGAUUGUUCCAGAAGUUGAAGUUGAAGGAUCGGUUGUUCCGGUAACUAAUCAACAAGAAGAAAAUGUGACUUCAGAGGGACCAACUUUACAGGAAGGAUCAUCCAUCCCAUCGUCUUCACAUAUUUAUACUGUAGACGAACUACUCGGAACGGAGUCUCCUGGACCCGAAGCUACUGAAACCCCUGUCGCUGAAGAAUCACCUAAAAAGAAGUCUGGGAAAACAACACGUGGACGUCCGAAGAAAGUGAAAGAAAAUUUGAAGAAAAGAAUUCAGCCGAGAAGAGGACAGAAAGAAGAGGCUGCACAUGAGCCAGAAGUAGUAGAGGAACAAGAACAAGUAGAACCGGAAGUUGGUCCAGAAGUUGUACACGAACCUGUACCUGCACCAGCAGCUCAACUAGAAACUGAGCCAAUCGAGCAACAAAUUGAAGAGCCAGAUAAAGUUUUCGAACCAAUUAUUGAGGCGCUGCCGUUAUUUGAGACAUCACCCGUGCCUGCACCAGAGGGAAAUAUUCCCAGCCGAGCUCAUUCUAGCGAUGACGAUGUUCAAGUUAUCUCGUCUGAAACCGAUCCGAAUGGACCGAUCAAUCUGGUUGAGCAAGUUCAAAACGAUAAACUUACCGCGUAUCAGUACUCGACUGAAGAGCUGCUGGGUGAAUACGGAGAACUGGACGAAGCAGGUGCACCAUCGCCGUCGGAGAUUGUUGUACAUGAUGAGGUUCUACAAGAUGAGGUUUUGCAACCAAAUCCUAAAAGUUCAAAGAAACGAGGACGCCGAAGGAAGAAAACUCCACCGCAUAUUGCUAAGGCCAGAAAAGUUUUUACUUCGAUUUCGAAAACGGAAGAAAUUGAGCUGGCUCCUACUCCGACACAACAAUCACGCAAAAGAAUGGCCAAUGUCAGUUCCGAAGAAGCUACAGCUACAAGAAGACAAAAAAGAGCCAAAGUGGAAGAACCAAAUGAUAGUGAUGUUUCAAGAGUACUUACUCCGGAGCCAGAAGAUUUACAUGAAACUGAGAGGCCUGGGCAUGUAGGAGAGGAAGGAUUUGAAACACCAUCCCUAAGAACAGGAAGGGAAUCAACUGCAUCUAGUGUCAAAACAAGUAGAAGCAAACGUCUUUUCCUUUCCAAAAACAAUCCGGUUCCACGUAUGCGUAUACAAUCUCAAGCAGGUACUAAUGCUUCACCAACACCUGCCAGACGGACGGGAGUUGCAAGAGAUUCUGUUUCACCGGAUGGAGCUUCUGAGAAACUGAAACAACUCCCAAAAUCUGUGCAGGACAUAUUUGAGGUGUUCGAUGUGGAGAGAUCGGCAGAGAGAGGAGAAUCUGCGACAGUGACGAACUUAGAAGGACCAGUGAAAAUAGAAAUCGAAGAUGAAAACUGGAUGGCACCUCCAGCAAUCACAGAAACCUCUCGCAAAUCCAAGAAACGACUCCGUGCGGAAAAGCAGCAACAAAUUCUGGACGAUAUAAAACUUGAACUCAACGGAGAACCCCCGCAGAAACGAGAAUGUGAAAUUUUGAUGGAAAGGGUUCAAGUGAAAAUUGAGGAAGGUGUGGAGAAUGCGGAUUGCCGUAUUGUGCAAGCAAACUUCAACUGUAAAUCCGUUGAGGAGCACGAGACACUUCCGUUGAAGAUUAUUCGAGUUUUUGAGGAAAAUGAGAAGCCGGUUCACAAGUUUUUCAUGACACAGAUUAUUUGGAAGGAAAUCAAUGAAGCUUUCAUGACGGAUCCGGAGAAGUUUAUGCUUCUGGUACGCAUUUUGUUCAGUGAUCGAAACAUUAGUGGACAAAUUUACAAAAUCAGCAUGACCGUUACUGAUAGAAUCAAAGGUUUUGACGACGAUUUUAUCAAGCUGUUAACACAAUUCCCGAAGAAAUUAUCACAAGAGCACAAGCCACUAGUUGAUUACAACAAAUUAGCACACGCUCUUCGCGAAAAAGCUUCACUUCAUCUCAACAAUCACAAAAUCACUCCAUUUACUUUCCACGGAGUCAUUUCGAAUAUAACUGAAAUGAAGGAAAAAAUUAUUGGACGAUGUGAAAUUGGGAUGUUGACAGAUGGAGAUCGAGACGUGCUGAACUCAACGGAGAAUAUGCUACUUGGAGCAUACAUGAAAAGUGUGCUCCGUAUGACUGCACAAUCACAGGUGUCGUGGGCACAUCCAGAGUAUAUUAAGAGAAGAUUGGAAAUGAUCUACUAUGGCUGGCGGAUGUUCCUCGGAAGUGGUGGAUUCUUCCGUGUUGCUCUUGCCAUCAAUCGGAAGGACGUGAAGCCAAUGAGUCAACAGUUCCGAGACUUUUUCAUCGAGUAUCUAAAAGAUGUAAAUGAAAAUUAUGCGAAAGCGGUAGAAUUGGUCCAAAUGGAUGAAGACAAACUGAUGGAAGCUAUGAUUGAAAAAGCGGGUUUGUCAUCGAUAGAUCUGCUGGCUUUGGAUGAAGAUGUUCAGGGACAAGUUAGUGAGAGUCACAAACAUAAAUGCGUUCAAUGUUCAAUCCGUAACCAAUCCGUAUACUUCUCGUCAUAUUCACUUUUGGAGCUACACGGAAAACUUCACCAAAACCUGCACGAACUUGCUCCGGAAGACGCAGAUGACUGUCAAGAUUGCUAUGAAACGUUGACAUCAUCAUUUGAAGUUAUCGUUCAUCGAAUCAAUCACCAUCAUUCUCGUCGUUGCUUCUUUGCAGACGAUUGAAAUUAGUUUUACAAUUUUAUCACAACCAGUGAUUUUCGACAUAUCUGGAUAGUGAACUUGAAAUAUAUAUUAAUUGAAAAGAAAAAGAGAAUACAAAGAAUCUCUCAUGCCCCCCGUUUAUUAUAAUUAAUUGAACUCAUUCCCAACAGAUCUUGAAUUGUUUUGUUUUGUAUAUUAUGAACAUAUUGAAUGAAUUUUGUGAUAAUUAA